GGUAUGUGGUAGUCGUGUACUUAUACACUUUGUCAUCUAUGUGGUACUACGGUUCGCCUAUCCUGCGGAGCCCAGGCGGGGGCUUUAUUAUUUUUCCGGGGGCCGAUUCCGUGACCGCUUGGCUUUAUACUACUUUCCGACGGCUCGAAUCCUUUACCCCCACUAGAACGUAAGAGCUGGUCAUCAGCUAGUUAAUGUCGACGUGGACGCAUUCUGCCUCUUCGAAAUGGGCUGAGGAAGUUGCAAUGGCCUCCAUGCAGAAAAGCAGUCAAAACGCUGAUGAACCCAGCACAACUUCUAUGUCCUUUGAUCUCCCUAUUCCUGUCGUCCAGAAACAGCCUUCUGAUUCUUCUCUACGAAGAAAUUUUACCUUCGUCUCUCGACUAAACUGUGCUUUGUACUCAAAGACUACCAACAUCUUUCGAAGAGUUCAGAAGACUUUGGCGGCUCCCUCGUCCAGUACAGUUGUUCGAGAGAGUUUGGAAGGCAUUCAGCAUGCAUUAGAUAAUAACCGUUAUGCACUGGAAGAAGAUCAAGCUGUAAAGGUGGAAGAAGUUAACGAAGAUGAAGUUGUAGAAGAAGUUGUGGUGGAUAGGGCAUGGAAUGAAGCUUCGACGAAGACUUCCUUGAAGUCAAAAGCUCUCUCGGAAUCCGAUGGCGGUGAAGUCUGCUCUGAAUCUCCGGCCAGUAUUCCAGGGAUUCAGGAUCCUAUGAAACGACCCGCAUUGUUGAUCGUAUUUUGGACACUCUAUUCGCACUGGCAGCAGUUCUUCAAUCCAAGGUUUAAAGAUAUCAACAAAGAGAUACACUACCAAAAGGAAAACUGGGCACAUUCCAAACGUCUUUCACUCUGGGCAUCAGUGUUCUUCAUCGGUAAUUGGAUUUUAGGAGCUGCUUUGAUUCCAACGCCGGCAGUGUUGCUGGACAAGAUAUACUAUUACGGAUUUGCGCCUUGCACUGCCGUCCCCCUCGUACUGCUUUGUGCUUUCAACCUUCCGAGAGAUCACACGAGAUUUUAUCAGUGUUUCCUUUUCAUCUCAACCUGGUCGUGGUCAUACUACCAAGUCCUUUUUGGUUUCCUUUGUGGCUAUUCAGGAAGGAAUGAUCUAUUCACGUGUGGUUCCAAAGACUUCUCCUCAACAUUCUACUACACAACUGCCUUACAAACUGUUGCGCUAUUCGGAUUGGAUCUUAAGAGAUUUCCUGCUCUCCUUGGCGCCAUCAUAUUUAUAGUGCUAUCUGGAUUCCUCAUCAUUCCAGAGAAAGUCAACUGGAUGCGAAACGCCGUCAAUUUUGGCUUCUUUCAAAUAUUUCUCAUGUACAUGCAUUACCAGCGAGAGAUGUCUGCCCGCCAUCUCUUCGCACUGCGGAUCGAGCUCAAAGAACAGUUUGAGAGAACACAAAAGGCACAGAUCAACGAAAGAAAGGCUGCGGAUUCAAAGUAUAGGUUAACCUCCUAUGUCUUCCAUGAGGUCCGAGUUCCUUUAAACACUGCAUUACUUGCUGUACAAAAUAUGUCUGCUUCGGGAACUAUCGUCAAGAGUUUAGAAUUGGAGUUUACAGCAUUGGAGGGAAGUCUGAGCAUGAUGUCCAAAGUACUUAACGAUGUGCUUGAUUUCAACCGGAUGGAUAGUGGAAAAUUCGAAUCUUUGUCGAGGCCGUAUGCUUUCCAUCAUGUCAUGCGCUCCAUGCUUCUUCCUCUCCGUCUAGCUACCGAUGCCCGGAAACUUGAGCUCGUCACGGAUCUCGAUAUGAAUAUUGACGAGGUCGCCCGGCGUGCUGCGUACGAAGCUUUGGGUGAGGAUCGUGAAACCAUAGACAAACACAUGAAGGAGCAGCCUAGUGGGGAAAGUCAUUUUGGCAUCGUUGUCGGAGAUGAGACCCGGUUACGACAAAUAGUCACCAAUCUUGCUAGCAAUGCGUGUAAAUUUACCCCCGCGGGAGGAAAAGUCAUCAUCCGUACGCGGUUGAUUCUUCCCUCCUCACAAAGUCUGCCGCACAACGAAGAGAACGAGCAAAAUUCAAUCCAAGACGAGUCUCUUACAACGCAGAAUGUCGAGAAACAUGAUGAAGAGAACAACCCCGAAAAUAUAUCCAGAAUAGUAGUUCGAAUCGAGGUAAGUGACACCGGAUCAGGUAUUAAGCCUCAGGAUAUGGCUCAAUCGAAGUUGUUUUCUGCCUUCAAUCAAACUGAACAAGGCCGUCAACAAGGUGGCAAGGGAACGGGGCUAGGGCUGGCUCUUGUCCGCCUGAUCGUCAAAUUAAGCGGAGGCCGCUUGGGUGUGCGCUCACGAGUCGAAGAAGGAUCAACAUUUUGGGUAGAAUUACCCUUGGGCAUCGGUGUGAAGGCAAUGCUGAGUGCAGACGAAAACAAUGUUUUCUCCUCCCCCGCCCGUAACCUUUCAUCCAAUACCCUUCGCCAGUUGAUCAAGUCAAAAAGCCGUAGCAACUCCACGCAGUCAAAAACCAGCAUUAUCGAGGCUGUUGAUGCAGCUGCGCAGCGUGCGACGCAGGCCUCGCCAAUGACCUUACGGUCUAAUAAUGCUUUACAUAGAUUAAUGGAUCAAGGCGGUAGUGUCGAACUUAAUCUUGCAAAUCAUGAGUCUCAUACAGCUGUGCCGACUCGAAUGAUUGGUGAUCGUUCUACAGGGACCGAGAUACCUAUGGAAGUUUUGACACGGGAGGAAUCGCGUCGAUCUGAUGCGUCUACACAUCGAAUACAACCUGAAAUGGAUAAUGAAUCUAAUUCCCUUUCUAGUUCAAAGUCUUCCCGACGCGCUUCAGCAAGGCCCACUUACGUUCCUCUUCCAAGUCCAAGAACACUUGCAUUCGAUUCGACCACUUCCACGACUUCAUCUCUACCAACCAUCUCUCCAACACACCUUCCACCUUCUCCUUUGGCGAAUAGAGCAUUCCCACCACCAUCCCCGUCCAACCCGCUCUUUAGUCAUCCAUUGCACGUUCUGGUUGUUGACGACGAUGCACUGACACGGACGCUGAUGAGGCGGAUGCUAGAACGGAUGGGAUGCGAGGUCACCACAGCGGAAAAUGGUGACCUUGCUUUGAGAAUCUUACUUUCCCCAGAUUCGGAUGGCGAAAGUAGCAGUCAGUCAUGUUCGAAUUCCGAACAACCUGUGGCGUCAGAUACGGUGUCUAAAUUUCACAUAAUUUUCUUGGAUAACCAAAUGCCGGUGCUUUCCGGGGUGAAGGCAAUCGCGAAAUUGAGGGACCUUGGGAGGCGGGACUUUGUGGUCGGUGUCACAGGAAAUGCGCUGGUUUCAGAUCAGCGAGAAUACCUAGACGCCGGGGUUGACCAUGUCCUUACAAAACCUGUACUGGAGCGAAGUCUUCGGAAUAUGCUGCAGCUUGCAGACGAUAGACGAAAACUCCCCUGAGAACAACGAAUCUAUAUAUUCUUAUCAUUUACCACAUUUGCAUCUACGCAUUACUGUAGCACUAGUCAUUUGUCAUAACGUAUUUAACAACAUUAUGUAUACGUUCUAAUAAUUACUUGAGAGAAUACUAAUUAUUUCAUCUCUUGAACAACAUAGACGUAUGACUGGAUGGCUCUUUCGACCCAUACCA
Messenger RNA from Lentinula edodes (shiitake mushroom), 3585 nucleotides. RefSeq lists its product as uncharacterized. The coding region runs from base 195 to 3395 and encodes 1066 amino acids. The transcript is spliced from 22 exons. The record is from RefSeq and is a predicted model, not a curated record. NCBI's taxonomy places the organism in Eukaryota, Fungi, Basidiomycota, Agaricomycetes, Agaricales, Omphalotaceae. Gene Ontology annotation, molecular function: histidine phosphotransfer kinase activity; phosphorelay sensor kinase activity. Gene Ontology annotation, biological process: protein autophosphorylation; phosphorelay signal transduction system.